Molecule: messenger RNA, 315 nt
Organism: Lathyrus sativus (Indian pea)
Lineage: Eukaryota; Viridiplantae; Streptophyta; Magnoliopsida; Fabales; Fabaceae
Source: the annotation of a GenBank genome assembly
AUGAAGAAUGGAAAAAUUAAUCAUUUUUUUAAGUGGAAAGUUUGUGAGAAUGCUUCUACAUCCGAACCUGCUAAAAUUUCAAGAAUCGAAAAAGUGAUAACUUUUAUGCCUCAACUAGUUGAAGUUCCACCAAUUGAAAAAGUGACAACUACUACCCCUCAACGAGUAGAAGUUCCAUCAAUUCAAAAAGUAACAAUGACUAUCCCUCAACGAGUUGAAGUUUCAUAUGAUAUUUUGAAUUCUUUAGAACGUGAUCCUGGAAAGCCAGUUUCUUGUGAAGUUACUUGGUUAGAAGUUUAUGCUUUAACCUUGUGA